Molecule: messenger RNA, 1845 nt
Organism: Zea mays
Lineage: Eukaryota; Viridiplantae; Streptophyta; Magnoliopsida; Poales; Poaceae
Product: ribonuclease 3
Exons: 2
Coding region: 440-1762 (440 amino acids)
Source: RefSeq, a predicted model, not a curated record
CAGCGCGGGCGAGAAGAGGCCGCUGCCGCCCGCGCGCAGGCGAUAGGCGGGCGAGAGGCCGGCGCCGGGCGAUGGCGCUGGCGCCCGGCGAGAGCGGGCGAUAUCGCCUCGCUCUCGCCCGCGCUGGAGCGCCCGCCCGGGCGAGAGGCGGGCGAGAGGGAGGCGAGAGGGAGGCGAGGCACUGGCGGGGCGAGAGCGCGGGCGAGAGCGACGUGGCGCGAUCUGAUUGGUCCACGUGUCGCGAUCUGAUUGGUCCACGUGUGCUAGCCGUUGCAACUAGCCGUUUUUGACCGUUUGGAGUCCAAAAAAUUCGAAAAAAAUUGCAAAAAAUCACAAAUUUCAUCCCCAAUCCCUCUAUAUAUACCCCUACCCGGGUGGAGCUCAUUCCACACACCAUUCCAUCUCAUUUUUCUCUUCCAAACUCCCCUUUCUUCACACAAUGUCGGGUUGGUCCCCAGAUUUGAACACCUUCACGGAUCUCUUGCAGUCCGAUGGGUCACCUACAACCCUUCCGUUAGAUGAGUCUUCUUCACUACAUCGUCGCUCCGAUGUUUCAGCCUCACUCCCCCGUGCACUAUUUCCGGCUGCGCGUCCACCACCAUACCCUUAUCCCUAUCAUUUGUAUCAAUAUCCACCGUCUUCAUAUGGUCAACCUCCAACUUCCCAAGCCGGAAUUCAAGCCUCAUUCCCGGUACGUCCGUAUGCCCCUCCUCCACCUGCUGCGGACGGAAGUCAAGCUUCUUUCCAGAUACCUCCAUACGCCCCUCCUUCAUAUGCUCCACCUCCGUAUGGAGUACCUCCUUAUGCUCCAUAUGCUCCACCUCCGUAUGGGGCACCUCAUCCAUAUGCUCCACCUACGUAUGGAGCACCUCCUCCAGUUGCACCUUUAUCUGUUGGAUCUGAAAACCAAGCUGAGGAAAAUCCCGUGCCGAAGGAAAAGCGUCCAAAGAGGCUAGAGUGGACGAAGGAAGACGAGGAAAAGCUGGUUAAUGCUUGGUUUAUGCAUUCUAAUGAUCCCAUCUCCGGCAACAAUAAGAGCGGAUCAAGUUUCUGGGGCCAAAUAGCGGCAACAUAUAACUCCACCUCCGACCCUAUCCGUCAUCGAACCGCCAAGCAACUUAAAGAUCAUUGGGUCACCUACAACCGGGAGGUGACCAAGUUCAUUGGAUUCUACCUCCAAGAAGAAAGGUUGCGUCAGAGCGGAGCUGACGAUGCAAUGGUCAUGGAUGCAGCAAUGGCGAGGUUCGAGGGUAAAAUGGGGCAUCCAUUUAAGCGCCAUCAUUGGUGGCAAGUUGUUCGCCACGAGCCCAAGUGGUCAGCAAAGCAUGGUCUUGGUAGUGGAUCUGAUUCGACUGCGAAUAAGAGAACCCGACUCGGAGUCUCUGGUGAAUAUAGUUCUGGAGGCACUGAAGACACCGAGGAGGAAGUGCCCCGACCAGUGGGGCGUGAUAGGGCAAAGGCGGCUGCGCGAAAGACAAAGACGAAGGGGAAAGGGAAGGAAGCCACGAGCAGCGAAUCAACAAGUGAAGCAUUCAAAAUGAAGAACUUGUGGGGUGGAUUAGUGAAGGCCAAGCUUUUGAAGCAAUGGAACAUCCUAAAGGGCCGAUCAACCAGAGAUAUGGACCCGGCUGAAAGACGUACCCAUGACAGGGCCGUAAAGAUGGUCGAAAAAGAACUUGGUCUGCUAGAUGACGAAGAAGAGGAACCGGAAGCGGAACGUGAAGAGGAGGAAGAUGAGGAUGAGAUCGAGGAGUCCGAUUAGAGUUAUGUAAUUUUAUUUUAAUUAUCAUGUCAUUUUAUUUUAAUUAUUAUGUACUUUGUAAUUUUUAAUUCAAUAAAAAAUAU